Xyrauchen texanus (razorback sucker) is the source of this 1621-nucleotide messenger RNA. RefSeq names its product phosphatidylserine synthase 1. Lineage: Eukaryota; Metazoa; Chordata; Actinopteri; Cypriniformes; Catostomidae. Bases 182 to 1582 code for a protein of 466 amino acids. Gene Ontology annotation, molecular function: L-serine-phosphatidylethanolamine phosphatidyltransferase activity. The record is from RefSeq and is a predicted model, not a curated record. Gene Ontology annotation, biological process: phosphatidylserine biosynthetic process. The transcript is spliced from 13 exons.
UCGUUAUUCAAAGCACAUGAGUGUGUUUCCUCAUUGAUGCAUGCAUGCUUUUGACGUGUACAGAGCAGGACAGCACAAAUGCAUGCCAUCAUAAGGUUUGCAUUCGUGCAGUACAACACAAAGAGCGCGCGCGCGACACUGACAGUGCAUUUGUAAUCAAAGGUUAAGACAGCGCGCGAGCAUGGCGUCCGCGUACGGCUGUCAGACACUGAGCAAAGAUGAUGUGAACUACAGAAUGCAUUUCCGCAUGAUCAACGAGCAGCAAGUGGAGGAUAUCACCAUCGACUUCUUCUACAAGCCUCACACGAUCACAUUACUCACGUGCACCGUGCUCAGUCUGAUGUACUUUGCGUUCACGCGAGAUGAUGGUAACCCUGAUAGUAACCUGUGGGUGGGACUGAUCCUAGUCAUCUCCUUCUUCCUGGUCAUCAGUGUCCUCGCCUUCCCCAACGGCCCGUUCACAAGACCUCAUCCAGCAAUAUGGCGGAUUGUGUUCGGACUGAGCGUGAUGUACUUCCUGUUCCUCGUCUUCAUCAUCUUCCUGAACUGGAAGCAGGUGAAGGCGCUCAUGUACUGGCUCGAUCCAAAUCUGCGUUACGCCAAAAGAGAAGCUGAUAUCAUGGAGUAUGCAGUGAACUGUCACGUGAUCACAUGGGAGCGAAUCCUCAGUCACUUUGACAUCUUCGCCUUCAGUCAUUUCUGGGGUUGGGGAAUGAAAGCUCUCCUCAUCCGCAGCUACGGCCUCUGCUGGACCAUCAGCAUCACGUGGGAGCUCACGGAGUUGUUCUUCAUGCAUCUUCUUCCUAAUUUUGCGGAGUGCUGGUGGGAUCAAGUGAUCCUGGAUAUUUUACUAUGUAAUGGCGGGGGAAUCUGGCUGGGAAUGACUGUCUGCCGAUUCCUCGAGAUGCGCACAUAUCACUGGGGCAGUAUCAAAGACAUUCACAGCACCACAGGGAAGAUCAAACGUGCCGUUCUGCAGUUCACUCCUGCCAGGUGGACGUAUGUGCGAUGGUUCGAUCCAAAGUCUUCUUUCCAGAGAGUCACAGGAAUUUAUCUGUUCAUGAUCAUCUGGCAGCUGACAGAGUUGAACACAUUCUUCCUGAAACACAUCUUUGUGUUCCCAGCAUGCCAUGCUCUCAGCUGGUGCAGGAUCCUCUUCAUUGGAAUCAUCACGGCACCAACUGUGCGGCAGUAUUAUGUGUACCUUACGGAUACACAGUGCAAGCGGGUCGGGACACAAUGCUGGGUGUUUGGGGCAAUUGCAUUCCUGGAGGCACUGGCCUGUAUUAAAUUCGGACAGGACUUGUUUUCCAAGACACAGGUCCUCUAUGUGAUUUUGUGGCUUCUGUGUUUGGCUUUCAUCACAUUCCUCUGUCUCUAUGGGAUGGUCUGGUAUGCCGAGAACUAUGGACCCAGAGAGAAGAGCUACUCGGAGUGUGAAGACAGCAUUUACUCUGAGACGGCAGCUGACAGUGUGUCUGAAUGCAAAGGGGAGUUUGAGAUAGGCAGCACAACUUCCCCUUCUAGACGGAAAGGGCAGGACUCUGGAAACGGCAAACCCAUCAACGGCACGGAGAAAUAAAAUAUUUAGCGCCACUUCGACAGGUUGAACGAAGAGAGA